AUGAGCAUACAACUCGCCGAUAGAUCCAUUAAAUACCCACAAGGUGUCGCCGAAAAUCUAUUGGUAAAAGUUGGAGACUUUGUCUUCCCGGCCAAUUUUGUCAUACUAGAUAUGGAGGAAGAUACCGAAGUACCACUCAUCUUAGGAAGACCAUUCCUGGCCACGGCCCACGCAAUGGUAGACAUGAAUGGAGGGACACUAACAUUGAGGGUUGGGGACAAGGAGAUGAAGUUUGGGGUUGGGAAAAGAGUAGAAGAUGACGACCCGAUCACCUACAUGAAAGAAAUGUCUUGUGUUGUGGUUGCGACAAUUAAGAUUGUGCAAGAAGAGUAUGGUUGGUUUUAUCCUGCCUGUCGUAAGUGUUUCAAGAAGGUGAUGGGUAAAAGUGAAUACUUGCAGAAUGUUGAAAAUGUUUCGGAUGAUAUUGUUCAAUUGCCUGCGACUUCUUUGGUUUGUCCCAAAUGUCGUAGUGAAUGUACAUCCAUCUCCACAAAGUUCAAGGUGCAAGUCCGGGUGCAGGAUGAGAGUGGUAGUGUUUCUUUUGUUAUGUUUGAUAGAGAUGUUCAGAAGCUUCUUGGAUUAGCGGCGAGUGACAUAAGAGAGAGGCAGGUGAAGGCCAAUGAUACUGGAUGUUUCCCUCAUGAGAUAUUUCGAUUGGUUGAUAAGAAGGUUGCUUUUAAGAUUGAUGUUUCAGAGUUUAAUCUUAAAAAUGACUAUCGUGUUUAUACCGUGCAAAAAACAUGUGAUGAUCCAGUAAUAAUUGCUGAGUUGGCUGGUGGAGAUGGUAAUGGUGAUGAAAAUACUGAUGAGGUUACUCAAGAGGUAGCUGAAGUUAAAGAUGUUAACCUUUCAGAAUCUUCCCAGGUGUCUGCUGAACGAACUUCAAGAGAUGUUGUCUCUGUUACGGCUGACUCUUCAGCCGUUGAAGUUGAAAAUGAUUCUAGAUCAACUCCCAAUGGAAAUCGGAUAGCUCAAGAUGCUGAUGUUGUCAACGUUGGUGAGCUAUCCACUAAUGUGAGAAGAACCCGGAAGAAGUUGUCUAAGGUUAACAAUUAG
Helianthus annuus (common sunflower) is the source of this 1056-nucleotide messenger RNA. RefSeq lists its product as uncharacterized. Lineage: Eukaryota; Viridiplantae; Streptophyta; Magnoliopsida; Asterales; Asteraceae. The coding region runs from base 1 to 1056 and encodes 351 amino acids. The record is from RefSeq and is a predicted model, not a curated record. The transcript is spliced from 5 exons.